Molecule: messenger RNA, 7285 nt
Organism: Styela clava
Lineage: Eukaryota; Metazoa; Chordata; Ascidiacea; Stolidobranchia; Styelidae
Product: protein PALS1-like
Molecular function (GO): protein binding
Source: RefSeq, a predicted model, not a curated record
UCAAGUCUAUCGUAGAUAUGAAUAAAGCAUAUUAAAGUUGCUUUAUCAUGUGACCAUACUUGAUAAUUUCUGACAUUCUGAACUGGGGUUCCUGUUGAGUCUAUAUUUGAUAUAUAGUAUAUCAUAUUGUGUUCUUAUUUGAUGUAAUACCACUUCAUGCGACGUUUUAAACGUAUUUAUAAAAAGCCACAGUUUUAUCGACAAGGGUAAUCAACUCGGCGUUCUUGUCAGUGUUUUCAAUGAGGGCAUUAACACCACUUUGGAAUUUGUUAAAUAAUGAAAGUUUUAUUGAACGAACAGAAAAAAUGACCGUCACAGCAAUACAAAGUGCUGUUCAAAUAGUCUCCAUUCUUAACAUAACACUGACGUAUCUGGCAGGAGUCUCAGAGUAGGCUAUCAAGAUAUUGUCAGUAUGGAUGGAUGUGUAUCAAGGCCAGAAAUAUAUUUAUAGAACUGGUCUGUUUGUUUCUCUAAACUUUGUGCGAGUUAGUUAUUCAAAUGGAUGGGCUUGCAGGGUACAUAAUUUUGGUUGUCAGCGAUGUAAACCAUAAAAUAUGUCUGUUUGGUUCUCCAGCACAAAAAGAAAGAGACGAUUUGAAAAUCAAGGAUAAAAUUGUUGAAGUAAAUGGAAAAGAUAUUUCCAAUUUCACCUACGUUGAUAUUUUGAAAUAUAUUCGGAAUUGCAUUGAUUCUAAGAAAGUGUCACUGAAAGUAAAGCGCAAUAAACGCAGUGGAGUAAUCGCAUGCAACAACAUACCACCUGGAAAACGUGCAAUAGCUCUUGCAAUUGAAAGUGAAGCAACAUUACGACUUUUACGAUUAACGAAAUUAAAACUUGUAAAGGCAGUUCAUAUUGGAAAUAUACCAGAAAGUGUUGCGGAUGUUAUACGAGGACCUAUCUAUAUUACUGACUUUCCGAAUGUAAAUGAAUUUCAAGAUCAUACGGAUGGUAUUGACAAGGCCUCCGCUAGAACGUUGACCGAAGUCAAAUCAACAUCUCAAAGUGAAUUUAGCUCAACUUCUGAUAUUUUAACUUCUACCAAAGACUCUUCAAAAACUACUCGGAAUAUGGCAUCUGCUGUUAUGCAUCGAGGAGGACAUGCUAAUCAUUAUGGUAAUGGUCAAAUCAAUAUGGACGAAUCUCACACAGAAAUGGCAGUUGACUGUCCUCCGUCCUAUGUAGCUGCCCAUCCUCCAAAUGGUGGAGUAAACACCCCAAGAUUGGAAACUCCGCCCCCAACUCCUCUUGAUUCUGAACUGAUGCAAAGUCAGAAGGAAAAUGUAGAGAAAGAUCUUCAUGCAGCUGCUAUAGCUGCGUCAUCAUUACCUCAACCGGAGAUGGAUCUGACCAGGAUACACAGAAUGAGAGAAUCUAUGAGGAGGAAAAAAGAACUUGAAAAAAGAGACAGAAAAGUCCGUCAGGAUAUGACUAAAGAAGAUAAUGCAGAAAAAUUAAGAAAAAUGAAAACAAUGACACCAGAAGAGGAAGCAGCGGCAAAUAAAAAAGGUGUUUUCAAUCUUGGAUAUGAAGAUGAUGAUACGUCUGAAGCAGAAUCUUCAAUACAAGAACCGUCCACAUUAAAUAUUGAAGGUGUGUUUGCUGCAUUACGAGAAAUAUCCAGAGAAACAAAUGAUCCCUCCAUAUCUGCUGAUCUCAAGUUUAUUCAAAGCAUGAUGCACAAUGAUACAUUUCAAGAGUCUGUUGAUCUUCACAAUACAAUUUCAAAGAAAACUGUUGAAGCAAAAACAUCGUGUCUACCUGUACAAUUGAACGUUUCACCCCUUAUUGAUGAGGCUGAUGAUGAUUUAACAUCAAGUAAAGAUAGUACAGCAAGAGAACUGGCUGGUAUAUUAUCAAAACAUCAUAUGAGGGGUGUUAUAAAAGCACACGAUGGUGUUGCACAGUUUGCAAAUAUACCUCCACCGCAUCCAAGCGCAACACAACCAGUGGAUGCAGAAGAUAAUCUUCUAUUACAAAAUGCUGCAAAAUAUACAACAAAACCUGCUAAGAUUGUUCGUGUCAACAAAACUAAUAUUCCACUGGGAGCAACAGUUCGUGUAGAAGAGGAAGAAGGAAAUGUUAUCAUCAGUAGAUUAGUCGUCGGUGGAGCCGCUGAAAAGUCUAAUGCAUUACAUGAAGGAGAUGAGAUACUGGAAGUCAAUGGACAGCCAAUGAGAGGAAAAGAUGUCAAUGAAGUAGGAGAUGCUAUAAGUGGAAUGACUGGAUUACUUAAAUUUCUCAUUAUACCUGCUGAAGGACAAUUAAAUGGAAAACCUAAUGCUCUCAAUAUUGACAUGACCAAAGAACCAGUGAUGCAUGUGCGAGCUCUCUUUGACUAUGAUGCAUAUGACGAUAUGUAUCUUCCAUGUCGAGAACUCGGUCUCUCAUUCCAGAAAGGAGAUAUUCUACAUGUAAUGUCUCAUGAUGACCAGGACUGGUGGCAAGCAUACAGGGAAGGUGACCAAGAUCAUCUAACUCUACCAGGAUUAAUACCAGGACAAAACUUUCAACACCAACUUGAAGUUAUCAGGUUGAAUAUUGAGAAAAAAGAUGAACAACCUGAGGUUAAAAAAGGAUUCAUGUGUGGCCGAGGCAAACGACGAAAGAAGAAAACAAAAACAAAAAGGAAAGAAAACAUGUUGGAUAGUGUUAGUGAAUCUGGUGACGAAAUAGAAGUAUAUGAAGAAAUGGCUCUUUAUCAUCAACCUGAAUCAAAGAAACGUCCAAUAGUAUUGAUAGGACCUGCAAAUGUUGGACGUCAUGAACUAAGACAAAGGCUUAUGGAGAAUGAUAGGGACAGAUUUUCAUUCGCCAUUCCCCAUACAACUCGGCCAAGAAAGGACAAUGAAGUAGAUGGACAAGAUUAUCAUUUCAUUUCAAUGAAGGAUUUUGAAACAAUGAUUUCAGACAAUGAAUUUCUUGAGCAUGGAUCAUUUCAGAAAGAUUUAUAUGGCACAACUAUCGGUGCAGUUCGCAAAGUCAUCGAUUCAGGAAAAAUUUGUGUCAUCAAUUUGCAUGCAGAGUCAUUGAAAUUAUUGAAGAAAACAUCUUUGAUGCCUUAUAUUAUAUUCAUUGCUCCUCCAACGCUCGAACGUCUACGUCAGAAUGUUUCGAAAGAGGGAAAACAAAUCAAAGAAGAUGAAUUAAGAAAUAUUAUCGAAAAUGCUAGAGUUAUCGAAACAAAAUACGCUCACUAUUUUGACGAGACAAUACGUAAUACAGAUCUUAGUCGAUCCUACGCUGAACUCCUUAGACAUAUUAAUAAACUCGACACAGAGCCACAAUGGGUCCCUGCCGCUUGGCUUGAUUAAUCUUUUUUCAGUCUUUCAGAAAAAUUCAAGGUUUCUUUUAAUCUCUACGUUUUGAAUAGUUUUUCAUGCUUGUUCAUUGGAGCUUUUAAAGAAAAACGCUUUGUGUUUCUGAUAGGCAAUUUGUGUCUGUUAAUGCAUUAUACAGCUUUGACACAUGACUUUGCCCUGUGAAUUUUAGUUGAUGUCCAAUUUUGUUAACUUCAUCGGAAAAGUUUCGCAUCCCAUGUUAUGCUCAUAUUUCAAAAUCUUCUGUACACUUUUUCGUUGGACAUCAUUGCCGAUAGAAUUCUGGUUAAUACAUAUAAUCUGAAAGCGGUACAAAAUGAAUUCUGUAAUGUUGAGAAAUUCAGUCUUCCAUCUUAUGGUAACGCUCCAUUUCUGAUAUCACCGGUCGUUUUUACCAGCUACAAGCGUAGUAGAUAUCUAUCCAUAUACUAUAACUUUGUUUACUAUUUUUUUUUUUCAUUUCUCUAUUUCUUCACACAUUGCAUAUUUUAUGCUAAAUAUAAUAAUAAUAAUUUGUAAUUCUAACAUGACUCACAACCUGUUUCGCAACAGGCUUUAUGAACCAUCUUCUAAUAAUUCCUGCAUGUUUUUUUUUAUUUUACGAAUUACUAUAUACAAUCAUUUUUAUAUCGCUGUAUAGCCAACUCUAUUUUAGAUAUCAACGUUUUGUACAAUGAUAAUAUGGUACAUAUCGUAGCAAUGGUACAGAAUGGUAAUGUAACAUCUCACUUAAUUCAAUUUUGCCAUAUGCAUAAGCCAUUUUUGGCUAGACUUAUCUUGAAGGUAAAGUAGUUCCAUUAUUGCAUGAUAAGUCGAUGAAAGUGUGGCAUUGAAUUUUCUAAUGCACACAAAUAAUAUAAGUAUGGAUUUUAACUGUAAAAUGGUUUUAUAUUAUAAAGAACAAAAGGAUAAGUAUCAUGAAAGUUUUUUUUUUUGAUUCCUUCAUAGUUUUAAUGUUUUGUAUUUUUAAAUACAUUUAAAUACAGGUUUUAAUAAUGCACUCGAAGCAUGUUUUAAAAUUCCCAAUUGUGUUUUUAGUUUAAUUUUUUAAUCAUAAAAGGUUUAAUGUUAAAGGUAAAAGGUUUUUUUACAAAUAUAUCAACCCAAUGAUUGCAUAGAAAAAUUCUAAUGCUAUUCAAAUCACUACACCCAAAUUUUAUCCAAUUUAUUCGGGGGGUCGUGUUGCGAAAAUCACUUGCAAAUUCUAAAACUCGUACUCAAUUUAUUUGGACUUAUAUGCUCAUCCCAAUUGUAUGAAUACUCUAACCUUCUGCCGAAGUAUUUAUGAAUCCCACUUCAUAUUUGAUUAAUGUAACAAACUUCUACAAUUUCUGAAUACUGCACUCCUGUUGCCCGUUUGUCAGGAAAGGGGCCACAAGGAAACAUUACUUCAUAUAAACAUCUAAAUUGUGAUUUUUAUACUUUUUUUCGGACCAACUAUUAUAAUUGUGAUUUUAAUCCAUUGACCAAUUUAAAAUUUUAUUUGUCAAAUUUUAUAACAAUCAACAAAAAUUUUAUUAUUGUUCAGCUCAUAACAAUCAAAUUUAUGGUGCUAUACUAUAUAAACCAUAUCUGAUAUUGUUCAAUAGCUGAUUAGUUCGUUGGGCUGUAAAUACUGGAAUCUUAAUAAGGUUAUAUCAUUUUUGGACAAUUGAAUGUCUGUAAUUUUCAAUUUUGACUAAACUUUGUUGCGAUAAAAAAAGAAAGAAAUUUUUAAAAAUAUUUGUUUAAAGCGUGUGAAAUGAUUUGACUGUAUAUUCUGGGUAUACCCUAAACCCCAUGUAGUGAGUCAAAUUGAUAAUAGAGCUAAGUUUGUCUCACUGACAGAUGAGUAUGACCUUGAGUCCAUUCAUUUAGAUGACUUGAGUGACUUCCUCAACCUCCAAACCAGUUCAUACAGUAAUGUUACAUAAAAAAUUAAAUAUAGUAAGCUGUCCUUCAGGUGCCUUUUUAUGUUUUUGUUUGUUUUAAACGUUCAGUUAUGUAUCUGCUGAACUUAGCUUCUGAGUUAAUCGCUCAUAGUGUUUACGUUUGGUCCUUCACUGCCUAUCAUUGUCUAUUAUUCAGUUUAUUUUACAUUAAUCUACACCUAUCAAGAUUAACCCUAAAUUUUUAAGCUGUUUUACAACAAUUUGGAUUUCAGUAUUGGUGAUUUUAUACCCCACUUCUAAAUUGGAUUACAUGUUUUUUUUAUCUUCUGUGGAAUGUUGCAUAAAAGAACGUCUGAUAAACUUUAAGUUGUUACAAAAUUUGAUAUUUUACGAGUACGAGACCUAUCACAAUUCACCAAUAGUGAUUCACUCUGGAAGUGAAGACAAUUUGCAUCUUUUAUCAGUGCCAGAGUUACCUUGUGGCAUUUGGGCGAACUUUUAUUAAUAAAUUUGUGCUACUUUAUUUCAAUAAUGAUAAACUUCUUAGUGUUUUGUUUCUCUACCUCGCUUAUCAAUAUAUAUUAUCCAUUGUUGAGUUCAUCCGUCUAUGUCUAUGGUAUAUUUUCUAAAGCUAAUUCAUAAACACUACGAGUUUUAUAUCACAUUGACCUUCCUAAUUGGACGUCGUCUUAUGUAAAAUUUUGACUUUUCCAUUUGGAUACCAUAGAUGAAUCACACCUAUUUGUGGACUUCCCUGUUAACUUGAGAUUCGAUUUAACCACAUUUAGAAAAUCCCUGUUUCCACUUGAAUUCGGCUCAUAUUGAACAUUUUAUCACUUAAAAAAUGCCAUUUAAUAUGUAUUGUAAAACAUGCUCUGAGCUGGUAUUUAUAAAUAAAGCAUUUCGAGAAUAGAAGUUUUGAGAUAAUAUCAAGUAUUUGAUUUUGCAGUAACUUUUUAUUUUGUUAUGCAUAAUAUAAUAUAUAUUAUUAUUUCGUUCUCUCUAUUAUCAUAUUACUUUUCGUUUGUUUCGUGUAGGUUUUGUAUAAUAUUAAUACAUUAACUAACAAAAGUGCUAUAUUUUGAUGUUUUUAAUACGCGCCGACUAUAUACGGUACACUUUUUUUUACAAAAAUAUUCUUUAAGGUUGUUGUCAGUGUUUGGUAAUGUAUUAUAUAUGUAGUUUUGAUUUCUGCAUGAUCUAGCGGGUCUUAUUAAUUGUUGAAAACAGGUGAAGUUGUGAUUAAAGAUACAAAAGAGCUAUGGAGAUCAGUAACAAAAGUACUUCGACCGUUUCCUAAGCCCAGUCUGGAGAAGACGCCAAACGUGUUUAUGGAUUUAUUUAAUUUCGGACAACUUAAAUUUUUCGCUUUGGUGUCUGGAUCUCAAUACUCGUACGAGUUUUUUCAAGAAUAGUUAAAUAAUAUAGACGAAUUUUUAUUCAAAAUUUGCCACAUAAUUAUAUUCAAUAAUAGUAAUUAACCAUUGGCAUCUUCGGAAUAACCCAAACUGAUUGCUUUUGCCCACUGAUUUGGCAUUUUUUUCUUGGACGCUCCAAAAAGUGUUGGUUGCAAGUUGCAACCAAUAUGUAAAUAAACUUGGGAGCUCCAGAAGUAUGCGCACCAAGAUGGCGCAUAACCUGAACAUAGUAUGUGUGUACCGGUUAGGAUUCACGUUGUACGACAUCUUGGUGCGCAUACUUCUGGAGCACCUAAACUUGGUUAUUGGAAUUGGCAAAGCCUACAAAAUGUUCGUCGGAAAUAUAGUCCCUCGCUCUCGAGUAUUUUGACAGUGGUCUUCUAUGGAUUUUUCUUAGAUAACCCACACGACUAAUCAUGUUUUGUAACUGCAUUUUUAUUGUUAUUAUGAGAGUAUCAUAUUACCAAGUAUGGACUUAGUAACGUUCAUCUUGCAAUGCUCGAUUCGUCCUUUGUCUGGAUAAAAUGUUGUAAUUGUUUUGCAUAGAGUACUUUUUAUUUUAUCUUAUUCUUCUAAUUGAGGUUCUUUAUUGUCAAAAAUUUCUUUAAAAAGCAUUUACGCCCUUAUUCACCAUUUCAUAAUAAUUAUAAUAAACCCUUCGUAAAUAACACAAAGCUA